AUGUGAUUCGGAAAAAGAGAGAGAGAGAGAGAGAGAGAGAGAGUGAAACCCCUCCCGAGAAAAACUAGUCAUCUUAGCAAGUCACCUCAUUAGUGAGAGCAGAUGACGAUUCAAACAGAGACAAGAGGAGAGGUCAUUGUAUGAGGAGAGAGACGACCGAUUCCAUCUUUUUUUACAUAUUUUUUAUACGCUGGUGUCGGCAAAUACUGAUCGGACAUGUCCCCCUCCCUUCAACUAGUGGAUUAGUGGAUACUAUUUUUUUUUGCCUUCUUUUCACUUUAAACUAGAAACAACCAGGGCAACUUAUAAGUAACUGUUUGAUCUAAGUGUUAAACUCUCGGGUUGUUUUCCCUGAGUUUUGUUUUCUGGACGGUGCUUUCCUCUUCACCAUGGCCAGCAAGUGGAAUCUCAUGAUACUGGCUUUGUACCUCUCCCUCGUGAUGGUCCUGUCAACAGACUUCAGCAGCCCACGAUUUAUUAGGAAGAGGAAUAUUGCAAAUGAUGAGGAUAAAUGCACUGAAACUAAUGACGACGGAACGCCCAAUAAUCCAUGUGGAACAAAUGCGACCUGUUCCAAAAUAGACGGCAUCAACUAUUGCCAGUGUCAUGUUGGUUUCCAAUCAACAUCAAAGAAUGUGAGUUUUCAAGCUUUAGCGGAUCAAUGUAAAGACAUCAAUGAGUGCACUGAAAACAAUGAAAUCUGUGGACCUAAUACCGCAUGUGAAAACACAAUUCCCCAUUAUUCCUGCAUUUGUCUCAAUGGAUUCAAUUCUACAACUGGACUCGAAAGCUUUCGCGGCAGUGAAAACGUUACAUGCAACGAUAUUGAUGAGUGUAAAAAAGAAGAUGUUUGUGGUCCAAAUGCAGCAUGCCUCAACACACCAGGAAGUUAUCACUGUGUGUGUAAGAGUGGCUUUGGACUCAAAUCUGGCAGAUUUAACUUCACUGGCAGUCAGGAGAAAUGUGAAGACAUGUGUAGUAUUGAUAAAACAAUCUGCGGAAAUGGAACCUGCCACCACCGUGGAAACGGCAGCCAUGAAUGUGCAUGCCACGAAGGGUUCACUAACUAUGGCAACAAAAGGAGUCGCUGCACUGCUUUAAACUGUGAUGUAUUCAAAGAUAGGAACAAUCUGCGAGAGAAACUUCCCGCUGCACAUAACCUCAUGGUGCAAUUAGAAAAAAGCUGUCUCAACCUCACAGAAAGUGAGGAUCCAAAAGAGCUGGAUGGAGAGGACAUAAUGAAGCAACUGCUGUCUCUGAUCGACGAGCUCUUGUCCGGCGGAGCCUUCAAUGAUAACAGGAAAGUCUCCACCUUUCUGAACCUGGUGGAGAACAGUCUGAAAUUUGCAGCGGCUUUCAUUAAGCCCCCUGGGAUCAACGGAUCCUCCAGUUACUCAGAGCUGGAGCUGCUGGUAAUGAAAGGGGCUGAUUUACCCAAGGGGGCUGUGACUUUGUCAUCAAAACAAGCUAAACUGGACCUUCAGUUGGAGACUGCUGCUGGAGAUCCUUCCUAUUACCCUGGCUUUACAACAGUGUACCUGCUGGGCUAUGCAAACCUGGAGGACUCUACCAAAGGCUUCUAUGGAAAGAUGAAACCAGAAGCGAACCACCGCUUCGAGCUCAACUCUAAAGUCGUGACUGCCUCCGUCAGUAACAGAAACACGAGCCAUCUCGAAGAGCCAAUCAAAUUGACUUUGUACCACCUCAAAAAGACGAAUGAAAUGAACCACACCUGUGUGUUCUGGGAUGCCUCGGAGGAAGGCGGAUCAUGGUCUACCCGAGGCUGCCAAGUGAUCGAGUCCAAGCCUGAACACACCGUGUGUUCCUGCAACCACCUUAGCAGCUUUGCUGUGCUCAUGGCGCUCUAUGACGUAGAGGAUACGUUUGAAUUGCAGCUGAUUACAUGGUUGGGUCUGUCCCUUUCACUCAUUUGCCUGUUCAUCUGCAUCCUGACGUUCUCAUUGAUUAAAUCCAUCAAAAGCCCAAGAACCACCAUCCACCUGCACCUCUGCAUCAACCUCUUCAUCGCCUUCAUUAUCUUCCUCGCAGGCUUGUCUCGUACGGAGAACCGGGUUGGCUGUGCAGUGGUAGCAGGGCUGCUACACUUCUUUUUCUUGGCAGCAUUUUGCUGGAUGUGUCUGGAGGGCAUACAACUCUUUAGGAUGGUAGUCCUGGUCUUCAACACAAACUUCAAAACCCUCUACAUGCUGGCAGGUGGCUAUGGAGUCCCAGCGGUUAUUGUUGCUAUCUCUGCCAUAGUUAACGCCGGGGGAUAUGGCACCGAGAAAUAUUGUUGGUUGCACCUGGAAUUCAUUUGGAGUUUUUUUGGCCCGGUCUGCGUCAUCAUCGCUGUGAACAUUUUCUUCUUUCUCAUCACUGUGUGGAAGUUGGCAGAGAAGUUCUCAAGUUUAAACCCUGACCUUGACAAUCUGCACAAAAUAAAGGUGUUCACCAUUACUGCAGUGGCUCAGCUGACUCUGUUGGGCACCAUGUGGAUCUUUGGUUGUUUCCAAUUCAAUGAAGGCACAAUAGUCACGUCUUACCUGUUCACUGUCUGUGGCAGCUUUCAGGGGGUUAUGCUCUUUGUCAUGCAUUGUCUGUUUUCCAAACAGGUGAGGGAUGAAUAUGGAAACAUCCUGUCCAGAUUCUGGGCUCCUCGGGUGAAGAGUUACUCAAACAUCACCGACUCGCACACCAGCAAAGCUAAUGCAUCAAAGAGCAGCCAGGACACGGGAGAGUCUCGCCUCUGGGCACAAAGUAAAUUUUGAUUUAUUUCCCGAAGACAGCGCCUGACUACUGAUCUGCCAUUUGUGGUCAAUGCACUGGUUGGCUUCACUGCUAAAUGUCGUAAAUAGUAUCUUCUUUUAUAUGUUUUAUACAUUUUGCGUUGGUCUUUGUAACUGAAGCUAUUUAAAAUAUAACAGUUGACUGUUAUAAUUUUACACAAAUGAUCAAUUCCUGUCAAGAAGAGAAAUUCCAUUGUUAAGCUAAACUCUUGAUUACAGCACAUAGUGUGCUUUAAUUUCAUGCCCACAUUUGUUUUAUUUAAAUGUUUAAGAAUAAUGAUAAGUUUUGUAAUAUGGCUUGUCGUGUCGUUCAGGUACUUGAUUUAAACCAGCAGUGACGUUUCUGCGGAAAAGCACUUUUUUCAGGAGAACUUUUGUUUAAAUUGAAAUCUUCUUAAUGUGGCUUGCAAAGAGAAGGACAAUUAUAGAACAAAAAAAUAUUAUUUUCUGUAGUAGUAAAUAUGUGUAUAUAUUUCUAGGCAAUUCGGUGGGUAACAAAUUAGGUGGCUGCUUUAGAUCACGUGUAUUAUAUGUAUUCCAUUACUGUAUUUGGUUUCAAAACUUGAAUGUUCAACAUAACGUUUGUUGUAAGCACUGGUUUUAGCUAAAUUCUGGUUUGGUCCAAUUAUUUUAUCUUGUAUUUCUGAUUUACAUUUUCUGUAAUUUACCAUUUUAAUUUUUUGAAAUUGUGUUUUCAUACUUCCUAUGCCUCUUCUGCAAUGAAAUAAAUAAGCUCCUCAACAAGA
Messenger RNA from Pungitius pungitius (ninespine stickleback), 3532 nucleotides. RefSeq names its product adhesion G protein-coupled receptor E1. The record is from RefSeq and is a predicted model, not a curated record. Bases 390 to 2768 code for a protein of 792 amino acids. Gene Ontology annotation, biological process: adenylate cyclase-activating G protein-coupled receptor signaling pathway; cell surface receptor signaling pathway. Gene Ontology annotation, cellular component: plasma membrane. The transcript is spliced from 19 exons. Gene Ontology annotation, molecular function: G protein-coupled receptor activity; calcium ion binding. NCBI's taxonomy places the organism in Eukaryota, Metazoa, Chordata, Actinopteri, Perciformes, Gasterosteidae.